Messenger RNA from Cryptomeria japonica (Japanese cedar), 1344 nucleotides. RefSeq lists its product as uncharacterized. Bases 127 to 957 code for a protein of 276 amino acids. The transcript has 3 exons. The record is from RefSeq and is a predicted model, not a curated record. Lineage: Eukaryota; Viridiplantae; Streptophyta; Pinopsida; Cupressales; Cupressaceae.
CCUUCCUGGAAACUCCUGUGCAGAGAAUCUUCUGUUGACUCGUACCUCCAUUCUUCUGUUAAAUGACAGAUAAACAGCACCAGCAGCUCAAUAUGUUUCAUUUCAGUUUUCAAGCAGCGAGUGGCAAUGGAGUCUUUUCAGGGGGCAAAGUAUGUGAGACUUCGAAGCCACCAUGACAAAUAUCUUUGUGCGGGAGAGGAUCAAAACAUUGUAAAUCAAACCAGAGAUGGAGCAGACAGAAGUGCAACAUGGCAAGUUGAAUUCAUUGAAGGGCAGUCUAAAAUUAGAUUGAAGAGCUGUUAUAACCGUUACUUGACAGCAACAGAGAUGCCAUUUCUGUUGGGAUGGACAGGAAAGAAGGUUUUACAGACUGUGCCCUCAAGGCUAGAUUCCUCUGUUGAAUGGGAACCAGUCCAGGAUGGGAAUUCUCAUAUUUUUCUUAAAACAAAAUAUGGGACUUAUCUGCGCGUAAAUGGGUUCACUAAACCUUGGAAGGACAGAGUAACCCAUGACGUUCCACGCAGAACAAUUACACAGUAUUGGGUUUUCUGGGAGGUUGAAGUAACAGAAAUUGACAUGAUCUCUCCGAGUGUUUCUCUAGCAGAGUCAGGCCCAUCUCCAUCAACAUCACCACCCAGUAGGCCGAGUCCAACCAGUCAGGAUGACAGUGGAAAUGGAAGAGGGAGUGGACGAGUUAUCUAUUAUGCAGUAGGUGAUGAUAAUGGAAACAUAAAAGAGGGGUAUGAAUGGCCUUAUUUCAUCUUCAAGGGAAAUGACAUGUACAGCUUGACAGUAAAGCUGGAAGAACAAGCUGGGCUUCAAGACAUCAUUGUUUGUGCACAUCAUCCUUUCACAGGAAAAUUGUUUCCAGUGGCUUUGGAGCUUCCUCCCAACAACGUACCAAUGCAUUUGGUGCUGCUUCAACCAUCAUCCAAGGGACUACGGAGAGCAGAUUGAAAUGUUGACUCAGAAGACAAUUUGUUGAAGGCAGACAUGUUUAUAAAGAACAAAUUGCAUUCCUGCAUCAAUAAGAGCCAUAGCCCAAAAGAUGGAAGUGAUGUAUGCUUCAGCCCAUGCCUAUACUAAUUUUUUUGACCUCUGAUUCUAUAUUUUCAAGGUAGACAAUUAUUCCCCUCUAUACAGAGCAUGGGUAUGUAGGGAAACACACUGUAAUGACCUUGCUGGAAACUUGGUCACUCAGUUUCUUUUGUAAAAAUAUCACCAUGAACUACAUAUGCGUCAAUUUUGACAAAAUAAGAAGUCAGCUUAAAUUGUUAGAGUAAAGAAAUCUAAUUAAAUGAAGCAUUUUAUUGCCUAAAAUGGCUUAUAUGGCCUUUAUUUUAA